GCUGAGUUCUCCCAGUGCAGACACCUCCAAAACAGAGCUCCCUCAUCAUCGCACAUCCUUCGCCAUGUUCGCCCAGACUCUGUUCUUUUUGGGACUGAUCCUGUCCGCCGUGGUGGCCAUUCCCAUUGAUCCCUAUGGACUGUCUUCGCCCGGGCUCACCUAUGCGUCUCCCAAAUUGCUUGCUGCUCCUGCCAUUUCCUAUGCUGCUCCCAAGCUCCUGGCUGCUCCGGCCAUCUCGUAUGCCGCUCCUUCCAUCUCCUAUGCCCCCAAGCUCCUGGCUGCUCCCGUCGCCGUGGCCAAGGUGGCUGUGGCCGAGCCCUACGAUCCCAAUCCGCAGUAUAGCUUCUCGUACGGUGUAACCGAUCAACACACUGGGGAUUCCAAGCAGCAGGAGGAGACCCUGGUCAAUGGAGUCGUCCACGGUAGCUACUCCCUGGCCGAACCCGAUGGCACCAUCCGCAAGGUAACCUACACCGCCGACAAGGUCAAUGGAUUCAAUGCCGUGGUGGAGAAGAAGGGCGUGGCCGCGGUGGCCGUUGCCAAGCCAGCUCUUGCCAUCGCCGCCGUUCCAGCCCUCACCAAGAUUGGAUACGCUUCGGCGCCUGGCCUGAGUCUGGGUCUGGGUGGAUACCACUAGGGGGAUUAUCUCCUGAGGCACCCAUGAGCGAUGACAAACUCUCUGGCCUAGUUUUUAGGACCACGUUGUUAAAUAGUUAUAAUGUUAAUAUUAUCGCCACUGUACACACUUGAUUAACCCACUCUUCUGUCAGUCAAAACCCGAAACUCAAUGACGUGCGUGCUGUUGCCCCCCGCUUUUGACCCACAUUCCCCAUUUCCAAUGGGACGAUCAGACGAUUGGACACCAUAUCACCGAUACACCACAGACUACGUUUAGGGAUACCGUUCUGGGGAUCUGGGGAACGGCUAUCGGCCACUUAGCGAAUUAGUAUCUGCAUUUACUGAAUAAAAAGUUUCGGUACAAAAAAAAAGUUUAGAUAAUAUUAUAUU
Drosophila suzukii is the source of this 1008-nucleotide messenger RNA. It is a transcript of the gene Cpr64Ac, whose product is annotated as Cuticular protein 64Ac. Gene Ontology annotation, cellular component: extracellular matrix. The record is from RefSeq and is a predicted model, not a curated record. Lineage: Eukaryota; Metazoa; Arthropoda; Insecta; Diptera; Drosophilidae.